Penicillium canariense is the source of this 249-nucleotide messenger RNA. Its product is annotated as RNA-binding protein LSM5. Gene Ontology annotation, molecular function: RNA binding. Gene Ontology annotation, biological process: mRNA splicing, via spliceosome. Lineage: Eukaryota; Fungi; Ascomycota; Eurotiomycetes; Eurotiales; Aspergillaceae. Bases 1 to 249 code for a protein of 82 amino acids. Gene Ontology annotation, cellular component: U6 snRNP; Lsm1-7-Pat1 complex; U4/U6 x U5 tri-snRNP complex. The transcript is spliced from 6 exons. The record is from RefSeq and is a predicted model, not a curated record.
AUGGCCUCCCAGCUUCUUCCCCUUGAGCUUAUCGACAAGUGUGUCGGUUCCCGGAUAUGGGUUGUCAUGAAGGGCGACAAGGAGUUCUCCGGAACCCUGCUCGGGUUUGACGACUAUGUCAACAUGGUCCUGGAGGAUGUGACUGAAUUCGACUACACCGGUGCUCAGAUCAAGCUACCCAAGCUUCUGCUGAAUGGCAACAACGUCUGCAUGUUGAUCCCUGGUGGAGAGGGCCCUGGUAGCGCAUGA